This is a messenger RNA of Lepus europaeus (European hare), 1147 nucleotides long. RefSeq names its product churchill domain containing 1 (gene CHURC1). The transcript is spliced from 5 exons. Bases 94 to 549 code for a protein of 151 amino acids. Gene Ontology annotation, molecular function: zinc ion binding. Gene Ontology annotation, biological process: multicellular organism development; positive regulation of DNA-templated transcription; fibroblast growth factor receptor signaling pathway. Lineage: Eukaryota; Metazoa; Chordata; Mammalia; Lagomorpha; Leporidae. The record is from RefSeq and is a predicted model, not a curated record.
UCGGCGCGCAGGCGGCAACCGACUUUCUUCAGCUCUCGCGAGAUUUCGUCUUCCCGGAAGCGCCCGAGGACGCUCCCUGUGGAUGGCUCCGCGAUGUGUGGGGACUGUGUGGAGAAGGAAUAUCCCAAUCGGGGUAACACUUGUCUGGAGAAUGGAUCUUUCUUGCUGAACUUUACAGGUUGUGCAGUGUGCAGUAAGCGGGAUUUUAUGCUGAUCACAAACAAAUCUUUGAGAGAGGAAGAUGGAGAAGAAAUAGUUACCUAUGAUCGCCAUAGCAGAGAGCUGGAAGGGAAGAGGAGUAGCCAGGACUCAAACUGGCCCACAUGGGAUGCCAGCACUGCAGGCGGCGGCUUUAUCCACUACACCACAGCACCAGCCCCAGCAGAUCUGUGUAAGAAUUGUCAUCAUGUAAUAGCCAAACAUGAGUAUACCUUCAGUAUCAUGGAUGAAUUUCAGGAGUACACCAUGCUGUGCAUGUUAUGUGGCAAAGCUGAAGACACCAUCAGUAUUCUCCCUGACGAUCCCCGACAAAUGACCUUGUUAUUCUGAGGACCCUUCUGCAGUUCUGUUGUGACUGUGUUGGGCUGGUUUGCAAUACAGCAGAUGUACUGGUUUGUCUUAGCUAGUUUAUAAUGAAAACCCUUUGCAUGUUUUUUUUUUUUUUUUUUUUCCCUUCUCUUCUUAGUUUUUUGGUGAGAAAAAGUACUUGGAGGGCUUGCUGCUCCCUGGAGCUGAGCUUCCCUGCUGAAGUCUCCAGUUCCCAUUGGUGCAGCCAGAGAGAGACUUCCUUGUGGGCAGUUACACAGCCAGAGAAUACCCAGAGUGGACAUACACUUAUUCUAGGUCUCAGGUUCAGAAAGGAAUCAGGGCCUCUUGGAAUGAUGGCUGAUUCUAGGACUUGAGCAGGAAGUAAACCAGAUGAGUCUAGAACAUUUUGUGCCGCCUCCCCCACCAAAAAAAGAAAAAAAAAAAAAGCAGUGCUAAACAAAUGACAGUGAUUGGUGGUGUGUCAGGAGAGGAGCCAAUUGAAGGCCUCCAGUCACCAAAACUAUCUAACUAUGAGGCAUGGCAUACUAGUGAAUUGAAUUUAAUUGUUUGUGCUUGGUCAAACAAUUUGGGCAAUAAAAUAAAGUAGUAUUGGAUUUUU